This is a messenger RNA of Oryzias latipes (Japanese medaka), 5224 nucleotides long. Its product is annotated as inactive phospholipase D5. Gene Ontology annotation, molecular function: catalytic activity. The record is from RefSeq and is a predicted model, not a curated record. Lineage: Eukaryota; Metazoa; Chordata; Actinopteri; Beloniformes; Adrianichthyidae.
AAGCAUUAGAAGGAGGUGGACAAAACACUCCAUAUGAUGAGAGGAGAAAAGGAAAGUGAGACACCAAAGAAGAUGGAAGGAAGGAUGGGCAAACAGGAAGAGAUGGUGCAUAGGUAGACAAAAUUUAGGCGUGUCUGUUCCCUCUCUUGGUAGUUUCCAUUCAUGCAGUUGCAGCAGAGUUCAGGGAGGGGCAGGUCCUUCGCUUAGUUUGUUGCAUACACUCCUCACAUGUAUGCACGUGCAUCUACAAACCCAGUUGUUUGUGCUGAGCAGAGGGAAAGAGUCCCCCCUCCCCUUGUAACUCUGAGGGUAGAGGGGCAGCAGCGGAUUGGGACUCCACACACAUGGACCUCACACGCACGAGGAGCGGCACAUGUGUUUUAGGGCAGACAAACAUUGGAGGGAUGCGCCAUGAAGUCUCAACAGAAGUGCAUUGUGAUCUUCGCCUUGGUGUGCUGCUUCGCCGUGCUGGUGGCUUUGAUUUUCUCAGCAGUCGAUAUUUGGGGCGAAGAUGAGGAUGGAAUCACAGAGGAGAACUGCAGCAGGGACUGCAGUGUAGUGCUGGUGGAGAACAUUCCAGAGGACAUCUCUUUCUUAGACAAUAGCACAUCACACCUCCCUCUUUCAGUUGGCCUCCACCACCUACUGGAUCAAGCCGUGCGAGUUGUGGAGAUCGUUUCCCCAGACUGGCUUCUUAACUGCUCUGAGAAUGAAUCCAGCUUCCACCCUUCUGCAAAACAGGGCAUGGCUUUGCUGUCAAAGCUGCAGGAGCUGAAAACCAAAAGAAUCCAGCUGAGGAUAUCUAGUGGGCUUAGCAAGUCGACUGAGCUGGACACACUCGUCAAACAUGAUGCUGAGGUUCACUAUGUGAACAUGACAGCACUGACCAAAGGAAACCUCAGCUCAUCCUUUUGGGUGGUUGACCGGACACAUUUCUACAUUGGGAGUGCCAGCAUGGACUGGAGAUCUCUGGCAACAAGAAAGGAGCUUGGUGUGUUGGUAUACAAUUGCAGCUGUCUUGCUCUGGAUCUGCACAAAUUGUUCAGCCUUUACUGGGGACUGGAGUAUAAGGAGUUCAUCCCUUCCUUCUGGUCCAAGCGUCUCUUCGCUCUCUUCAAUAGAAACGCUCCACUGAAUCUGACACUGAACAAAACAAAAAUGACAGCUUACAUUUCUAGCUCCCCAGAUGUCUUCAUCCCUAAAGAUCGUAGUAGUGAUCUUGAAGCCAUUUCCAGGGUCAUCCAGGAAGCACGUCGUUUCAUAUACAUCUCCAUCACUGAUUACCUUCCUCUCAAUGCCGACAACGCUCAAAGGUACUGGUCUCGUAUUGACGGUCUCAUAAGAGAGGCUCUGAUCUUGAGGAGGGUGCGCAUCCGCAUUCUGAUAAGUUGCUGGGAAAAAACGCAUCCACUUACAAUGAACUUCAUCUGGUCCCUGAAGAGUCUGUGCAUGGAGCAGGCCAACUGCUCGCUGGAGGCAAAGUUUUUUAAUCCCAGAGUCCAAAGGGAUGACAGUCUGGAAGGAAUAAACCACAACAGAUUUAUGGUGACAGAGAGAGCUAUUUAUUUAGGUAACCUUGACUGGGUGGGGAAAGAGUUCACCUUUAAUGCAGGAGCCGGCCUUGUGAUCAGCCACCCAGAAGACGUAGAGGAGAGAAACGUUACUGUUGUGGAGCAGUUACAGGCUGUUUUUGAGCGGGACUGGUUUUCAAGUCACACCCAUCCUGUUCAGAUGGGUAAAAUAGACACCACUGUUUGCAAUAGACACCAUGUCAAGUGGCCGGCCAAAGCCAGCCACUUAAACAAUGGACCAGUGCCUUUCAGGAAAAGCCAGUAUGAAAGUAAACCUGCACCGAUGAGAACCCAUCACAGAACCGAUGGAGAAACAGAGGAAAAAACAAGACACCACGGGAUCAGACCAAAAAAUACAAAUCAACAUAAGGUUGCCAAUGGACAGUUGUUAGCUACAGACAGUUACCAAAACAAGCCUCGAGUUAAAGUGAUUGAUGAAAGACACCUACAAAGGAAGGAAAAUAAACCAGACAAUCCAACAGAUCCAACCAGCCAAUCAGCUGAGAGCAGUGGCUUCAGAGAGAUGUCCAGUGGCUCUCAGUGACUUUCAGUCAGCUCUUUUGGAGAACUGCCUCCAGUUUUUAUUGGACAUAUAACACUGGAAUGUUUUGGUAUUUAUUCUUGUUUUGUUUUUAGCACUCAAACACAUUGAUAAUUAGGUAGUCUGAAAGGUUUCAAGCGAUGUGGAACUGGGGAAAUGAUGGAAAUCUGACUUUACAAAUAGGAACAAACAAAAAGUGAUUUUCAGGACUGAUUUUUAUGCUCACUGUAUCUAAUGAGCGUACCUAUUUAUUGCUUUCUCUGAUGUUGUAUGUCUCUAUCAAAAAAUCUAUUUUGAUUUUAUGAAUUUCUUGACUUUUAUAUUUUUCCUAGCAUAUGUGGCAGUUAUAAUUGAUCAGCUUUUCAACAGCAUGUGUAGCUACAUAAACCAACAACCAGCAUUCUCUUUUAUGUCUGAAGCAGAGGAAAUGUUAUAAUGUCACUUCUGUUAUUGUCCAUCUGUUGUUUCUAUGCCUUACGUAGAAUCAUUUUCUCUUUUUUGCCUUUCUACUGCUCCCCUUAGCAAAUAACCCUUCAUGCAUAUUAAAACAACAAUUCAAAUUAAGAUUCUAUAUCAUAUAUUGAUAUAAUUUUCUUCACCUCCAAUAUCAUUUUUUUUUAAAUAUCUGAACUGUAUGUUUAGUAUGUUUCAUUGAAUCCAAUUUAUGGACCCUUAUGUGGCCCAGGAAAAGCCAUUUAAUUAAUUCUUGACUGUUGGCUUUGAUCUUUAGAUAAAAACAACUCAUAACUCAUCUCAUUAAUGAUGAUCUGAUGUUGAAUAGUGGGCUCUCUAGAGCCACUUACACAAUCAAUAACUGUGAUGUUCAAAUCUCAUUACCACAAGUACAUAAAGUACUUGGGAAUAAUGCAUUAUAGAAUUGUGUACAUCAAUUAUUUUUGUUUUCAUUCUUUAAAGGCUGUCAUUGAGUUAGAUGAUGCAGCUGUACAUACUGUGACGCAACACUUGAGCUGGUUCUACAGAAAAACUAUUGCUUUGACUUCUUUAGAGUCGAUAGAUCUAAAACCAUUUUUUUACCUUUUGGAAGCUUCACAAAUUAAAAUUGAUGAAUGAGGACAUUUUUAUUACAAAUAGUAGCUUUUUGUCUUUACAAGAUCACUUUUUCUUUGUUUUUUAAUAAUUCACCCUAGUGGGAUUUUAUGCAGUUUAAUGACCACAAAUGCUAAAGGAGCAGUAAUAAAAAAUAAGGCCAGAGGCUGUCUGAUCUCAGUCAAAUCAAUGCAAUGAAUUUUUAACAGAGCUCAACAGUUGCAGGAGCUACAUUUUAACCUCAAGGACACAUUGGUCUGUAAAGCCUGAGUCUAGAAUUGAUUCCUUUAGCAGAAUUGGAUGUAAACAUGUGGGAUCAUGAGAAAUGAGUAAGCUCAUAACACUUGACAGAAAUCUUGUAUCAAUUUAAAUGUGCACAUUAAAUGCCAGCAUGUAGCCUGCCUUACACAAGUUUUUAAAACAGUGCUUGUAGUGUUUUUAAUGGUUGUAGAGCAUGUAUUUACUUUUUUUUUUGCUAUCUAAGCCUUUGAUCAAGCAAACAUGAGCCCCCUCCCAGUGAAACCUAAAUAGUAGUCUCUCAAUACAUGUUUUAGUUGUCAUAGUUUGUAUUUUGUAUGCUAAAGUAACACAUGUAAUGAAAGCUUUGUUGUCCUUAGUGAAACGGAUCGAAUUCCUUUAACUCAUGGUAGAACACCAAGCUGACUUUGCCCCCAACAGAAUGCAGUGUGACAAAAUAUUUAUUUUACUUACAUUCCUAUUAUUUUAUUGUACUUAAAGAUUUUCCUGAUUUUUAAUAUAAAAUAAUGUAAAACUUAUGGACCUGCUUUGGCUUGAAUAUGUUGAAAAUGCCUAUUUAUUUUAGCUACAUUCGUUGGUUUUUAUUCUCUUCAGUGUUUUCAUUAAUAUAUUAUUGAAUCUCAACAAAGAUGAUUGUAUGUUUACAAGCAGGAAAGAUUAUGGCACUGAGGCAAUAAUCGAUUAUUUAAUGGGAGGAAAUCCAGUCCCGGUUUAUCAGAGCGUUUUUGUAAAAGCUGCGCAUACCUGUUCUGUUUACGCUUCAGGUCACGUUGGAGCUUCUCUACAGAUGUGUACAGAUAAAAUUUCUCAUGCAAAGUCACAAAUACUAACAAAGAAUACAGAACAACUGUGAUCUGCCAAAACAGCUCAGUAAGUCUAGCCUUUUCCACGUGGAUAACUUCUGCCAUCUAGUGGAAUUCAUGAACUAAACCCUCUUUGCUUUUAUUCUGUACACUGGUGUGCUAUUCAGUCACAGGGCUGAUAUACACUGCACAUCACCGGGUCUGAAGGAGUGAAUCUACUAAGAUUUUUACCAAAACUAUGCUGUCACCUUCUAUUAAAUAUUUACAAAUUGUCAAACAAAAAAAGUAGUUAUUUAGUGAUAACAUGCAAAACAGACUAAUUCUGUUGUCUGCAUACAGUAAGAUUCAAUUUCUUUUUGUGUAAAGCACAAUAUCACAACUGCAUUGAAUAGUUUUAAAUCUGGUCUGGAGUCAGAUUCACAUUAUAAUGCUGCUUCUAUCACUUGAUUGGUUGGAAAUUUGCUUUUAAUACACAAUUGCUCACAAUUCUUAUGUAAUAUAUUUGUUAAUAAAUAAAAGAUACUAAAUAAAACAGGUUUUCAUCUAAGGAGUAGGAAAAAUCUAAUGAAGUUUACAACUUGUUGAGUACAAUUCUUUCUAAAUACUUUUAAAUGCUUUCAGUUAAAUAAAAUAUUGAGGGUAAAAAGUCAACCAGUUUGUGCAGAACCUCUGUGAAACCUAUGUUUCAUUAAGUCACAGCUCUCUUUUUCUUUUCAGACGCAGCUGAUGUAGGACGCACUAAAUGGCUUAUUUCACUGUUAAAGCUCUUUGAUGUCGCCAACCUUUACUCUGGAGAUUUUUUGGCAUGACUGCUGCUUGCAUGCCUUCCCUUUAUAAACUGGGUACGUUUGCUGAUAGCCUUUCUUGAAAUGCAAAUAUAGCCAAGUCUUGUAUACCUUUAACAAAACAGAAGGAAUGUACAUUUAUUGCAUAUCCUUGUUAAUGCACACUACUGAUAAUCCAAUCAUUUGAUUUUUACUCUUAAUAAAAAAAAAUGCAUCUUA